Messenger RNA from Haliotis rufescens (red abalone), 813 nucleotides. RefSeq lists its product as uncharacterized. Gene Ontology annotation, cellular component: membrane. The coding region runs from base 1 to 813 and encodes 270 amino acids. The transcript has a single exon. Gene Ontology annotation, biological process: signal transduction. Lineage: Eukaryota; Metazoa; Mollusca; Gastropoda; Lepetellida; Haliotidae. The record is from RefSeq and is a predicted model, not a curated record.
AUGAGGCAUGCAGGGAGCGUAAGGAAGGAUGCAGGGUGCGUUGUGGAGGAUGUAGGGAGCGUUGUGGAGGAUGUAGGGAGCGUUGUGGAGGAUGUAGGGAGCGUUGUGGAGGAUGUAGGGAGCGUUGUGGAGGGUGCAGGGAGAGUUAUGAGGCAUGCAGGGAGCGUAAGGAAGGAUGCAGGGUGCGUUGUGGAGGAUGUAGGGAGCGUUGUGGAGGAUGUAGGGAGCGUUGUGAAGGAUGUAGGGAGCGUUGUGGAGGAUGUAGGGAGCGUUGUGAAGGAUGUAGGGAGCGUUGUGAAGGAUGUAGGGAGCGUUGUGAAGGAUGUAGGGAGCGUUGUGGAGGAUGUAGGGAGCGUUGUGAAGGAUGUAGGGAGCGUUGUGGAGGAUGUAGGGAGCGUUGUGAAGGAUGUAGGGAGCGUUGUGGAGGAUGUAGGGUGCGUUGUGAAGGAUGUAGGGUGCGUUGUGGAGGAUGUAGGGAGCGUUGUGGAGGAUGUAGGGUGCGUUGUGGAGGAUGUAGGGUGCGUUGUGGAGGAUGUAGGGAGCGUUGUGGAGGAUGUAGGGAGCGUUGUGAAGGAUGUAGGGUGCGUUGUGGAGGAUGUAGGGUGCGUUGUGGAGGAUGUAGGGAGCGUUGUGAAGGAUGUAGGGUGCGUUGUGAAGGAUGUAGGGUGCGUUGUGGAGGAUGUAGGGAGCGUUGUGAAGGAUGUAGGGAGCGUUGUGAAGGAUGUAGGGGGCAUUAAGAAGAUGAAGGAUACAGGGGGCGUUCUGGAGGAUGAAGGGUGCAGUGGAAGUUAUGAAGGAUGUAGGGAGCGUUAG